This is a messenger RNA of Papilio machaon (common yellow swallowtail), 1883 nucleotides long. RefSeq names its product synaptotagmin-16 (gene Syt14). NCBI's taxonomy places the organism in Eukaryota, Metazoa, Arthropoda, Insecta, Lepidoptera, Papilionidae. The record is from RefSeq and is a predicted model, not a curated record. Bases 140 to 1678 code for a protein of 512 amino acids. The transcript is spliced from 12 exons.
CCUGCCAACACGUCCCAAUUAUUUUCCACCCGAGCUUCCGAUAUUAAUUCCACAAAUAAAGGUGUUAUACAUCUUAAUGUUUGGUGUGAGUGAACGUGACAUAAUAGGUGUCUCUGAAAUGGCUACGCGCUAGUUCAGAAUGGUGGCCAACAUCGGCGGCAUCAACCCUACAAAUGUGGAAGCGACGGCGUACAUCAGUGCAGUAGCGGGUUUUGCGGCUGUGGUCCUGGUGGUGCUACUCUUCCUCGGCCGACGCUGGUGCUACGCCACAGUCUUCACGCGCAAAUGCUGCGAUGAAAUCCUCGCGGUCAACGCUCACAUCUCGGACCCCUGCUCCACUCUCGAUGACGCUAAAUUCGAUGCUUUGUCGAAACCAAACCAUUAUCCUGAACGUAUUUUCGCGUUCGAAACCUCCGACUCGGACGAGGAGCUGCGUUUGCGCAUUCAACAGGAUAAAGAAGAGGUAGAGUGUCAUUAUGAGGAGAAGAAUGAGAACGUGUCAGCACCGGUUAAGGUUGAGGUGCAGCUGGUGGAGACCGCGCUGAGGGAGACUAGGAUCGACGAGGUGGUACCCAAGAAGGCGGAAUACAUCCACACCCUGGAGGCACAGAGUAGCGUCGAUAGCGAUGUUCUUGCGCAUAAUGACACAUCACUGUUGUGCGGGGAGAGUGGUGGUGGGGGCGGUGGGGGCGGUGGGGGCGGUGAGGGGCGGGGCGCGGUGGAGCUGACGCUGCUGUACGACGCGCCGGUGCGCAGCAUGACGGUGCACGUGCUGCAAGCACGCGGUCUUCCGCAGCGCGCGCCCCCGCAGCUAUUGCAAAGCCAGGCAAGAAUUGUACUGUUGCCACUGAAAAAGCAAAAGUUUAAAUCGAAGAUCCGCAACGGCGAGAAUCCUCAGUACAUGGAGAGCUUCGUCCUGCACAAGAUUAAUCCAGAGGACGUGCACGGGCUAGGUCUAAGAAUCCGUAUCUACGGAUGUGAGCGCAUGCGCCGACAUCGGCUGCUGGGCGAGGCGGCCGUCAGCUUCGCCGCGCUCAACCUCGAGCUCGAGAACAACUUGUGGCUGCAGCUCGCGCCACGGCACCAUCAGCCCGUCAUGCAGCUGCCGAAACUAGAAUUGGACGGGUCAGUGACGGGCAUGUUGGCGAGCCCGUCAUCUCUGAGCGCGGGCGUUGGCAACGGGUUCGUGUCCGGGGGCGAGGCGUGCAGCCUGGCACGCUCCGACUCCGCCUCCUCGUGCUGCAGCGCGCGCUCCGCCCCCGAGCUGCUCCUCGGCCUGCAGUACAGCCCCACCACUGGACACUUGUCUGUUGAGAUAAUAAAAGGCACGCACUUCCGCAAGUUGUCGCCGCACAAGGCGCCGGACACAUACGUCAAGCUGUGCCUCAUCAGCUCUCUGGGCAUGGAGAUGGGCCGCUGCAAAUCCACCACGCGCCGCGCACAGUCCAACCCACUGUACAAGGAGCUGUUUAUAUUCCAGGUGGCGCUGUUCCAACUGACGGAAGUAACGCUGAUGGUGUCGGUGUGGUGGCGGCGCAGCGUGAAACGAAACGAGAUGGUGGGCUGGUUCUCGCUGGGGCACAGCUCCUCCGGCCGCGACGAGCAGCGUCAUUGGGAUGACCUCUGCCAGCGACAGGGCGAACAGGUACAACGGUGGCACGUGCUGCUGGACUCCUGACGGCCUCCGACGUAGCGUGUCUCAGCGACGCGCUUGGAAUUGGACACAAAAAUGAUAUGAGUGUGGCCGCACCGACGCCCGGUGCUUUUGCGUUGCGACCCCAUCGCUCGCCGACACUCACUACCCCCAGAGAACUUCGGAGUUGACUCGACAUACUGUCGCUUUUUUUAAGACCUUCUCCAGGUCUUUUGUCGAUUUACUAGAU